AUGAGUAAUAAUACAAUUGUAUUAAGAAAAGUUCCCCCGUUUAUGAACAAGCUCGAGGAUAUAUAUAACACAUGCUAUGGGGGGUUAAACAAAAUAGAAAAAUGCCAAUUUGGGAAGCCAGUAUCAAGAAGAAUAAAUGGGGAAAAAUUAGAUAUGUAUCAAUUGUAUAUAAUACAUUAUCAGGUAUGUAAUAAAGAAAAAUUGUAUAAAAUAUCUUAUGUUCAAGAGAAUAUGAAUAUAAGUAAUAGUUUUUUUGAUAAAGAAUAUAAAAUGUAUAUGUCUGAUGAUGGGGAAAUAGGAUGCUUAUUUAAUAAUAAUGAUAAUAAAUUAUCGAUAAACUUAUUUACAAAUGACGGAAAUAAAGGAUCUUUUUUUUUUACAUCUAUAAAUAAUGUAUCUGUAAAUGAUAUACAUAAAAAAUUUUUUAUGUAUGAAUCAUUUUGCUCAUUUAAUUCUAAUAACACUUUAUUAUUAUAUAGUGCUGAAAGUGAAGAUAUGAAAUUAAAAAAAGAAAACACUACAUUUCAAAAGUCAGAGUUAGAUGCAUUAAAAAAGUUAAAUACUGGGGUGUAUACAGAAACAUUUGGAGAGCAAUACAAUUAUUCUUUUUUUUAUUUAUAUCUAUAUAACUUAAUAGAUAAUACUGUUAAAUACAUCACUGUAAAAGAUAUCACAAGCUGUUUUUAUAAUCCUAAAUUUAUCGAUGAAACAUCUUUUGUUUGCUUAUCUUAUAGAACUGUACCAUAUAGAUUAGGCAUAUAUGCCUUUAACAUCAGACACAAUGAUUUAUUAUUAUGCACACUUAACGAUCCCGAACUUGAUAUCACAAUAGAUGGAGACAGCACUGAUAUAAAGGAUCCUGAUGCAAUUGGUAAUAGCGGGAAGAGCAAGAGAAAUAAUGUACGGUGUGCAUAUAUAAAAUUGUCGUGUAAAAGUUUUAAACAUACUGCUUCACCAAUUAUUAUAAAAGAUAAAGAUCAAAUAUAUGUUGCAUGUUUAGUCAUUUUUAAUAAAAGUGACGAAGGUAAACAACACAUUAGUGAAUACAAUUUAGUAUUAAUUAAAUUAGAAAAAGACGAAACAAGAAAAAAUAAAAACAAAAAAACUAAUAAAGAUGUUCCUAUGGAAGAAGAAAAAUCUUUAAUACAUUACGAAAAUGCUGAUGACAUUUAUUAUGAGCAUAACAAUAUUAGCGGUUUAAAGGCAGAAGAAGACCGCACUGAUAACAUCCAUGUGAACAAUAAUAACACCAAUGACAAAAUCAAUGAUGAUGUAUGCAAUUAUAAAAAAACAGAAACAUAUAUAUUAGUUAAAGAAGGUGAAUAUACACCAUAUUUUAGAGGUAUAUAUACUAACGAGAUUAAAGGAUAUUACUAUCCAUAUAUUUUUUUAAAUACUAUUUUAUAUUGUAAUAAAAUAAUUAUUGCUGUUCAUAUGUUUUCAAAAAAAAUAUAUCGCGUACUUAUAAAUGAUAUAUAUAAUGAAAAUGAUUCAAGCACAAGCAUUGAAAUAUUGUGUAUGAAAGAAAAUAAUUUAUUAAUUAGUAUAAGAAAUAUGUUACUAAACGAUAUAUUAAUGUAUUGCAUAUUUAAUGAACAGCAUAUUAAAGGGGAUUUUAUUUAUCUUACAAAUUUAAAAAGCUAUAAUAUAGAUUUCUCAACAUAUAGCAAUAUAGAAAAAAAAAGUGAUUUUAUUUAUUCAAACAUUAAUGAUAACUCUAAAAAUUUAUUUAAAAUAUUAAGUGAAAUCGAAACUUCAGUUUUUGAAAAUAAGCAUCCUUAUAUUAGAAGAAAGAAACCAAACUAUAAUUUGCUUUAUCAAAGUGAGCAAGAAUAUUUAAAUGAUAUUAAAGAUAAAGGUGUAUCAUUAUCGAAUUUUAAUUUAUUUAAUAAAAAUAAUUUAAGAAAUUUAAUUCUAUAUAUCCAUGGAGGGCCAUAUGCUUUAACCUAUAACGAAUAUAGAAAUAUAUAUAUUUUUUUUGCAGCAUGCGGUUUUGAUGUUUUGUGUGUUAAUUAUAUAGGAUCACUAACCUAUACGGAUAAGCCAAAUAUAUUAAAUGGGUUUGUAAAUAGUAUUGAAAUUAAUGACAUAAUGGCAGUCUUGCAAAGUUUUUCUAAAAAUUUUGGAGAUUAUGAAAAUAUUUAUUUAUAUGGUGGUUCUUAUGGUGGAUUUGCUGCAUGCUCUUUAUUAACAAAAUCAAAUAUUUUUAAAAGUGGAUGUAUUAUUAAUGGAGUAUAUGAAUGGAUAUUAUCCGCAUACUCAAGUGAUUCACCCGAUUAUUUUGUAAAUAUGACAACAAAUAAAAAUGCAGAAUAUGAUUGCGUUUUUGAUAAGCAUGAUUAUGCAAUGAUAUAUGAAAUGUCACCUAUUAAUUAUGCUCAAAAUAUCAAAGCUCCUGUUUUAAUUAUUUGCUCAACAAAUGAUAAGCGGGUUACUCAUAAUAACGGUAUAGCUUUAUAUAAUAGAUUAAGAGCAUUAAAAAAAAAAACAAAAUUAUUUUUAUUUGAAGGGGCAAAUCAUUCCAUUGAUAACUAUCAUUAUGAUGAAACGAUGCUUAUGAAUGUAAUUUUGUGGUUUUAUGAUUACGACACUAAGAAGAAAAAGUAA
This is a messenger RNA of Plasmodium vinckei vinckei, 2607 nucleotides long. RefSeq names its product peptidase, putative. The record is from RefSeq and is a predicted model, not a curated record. Gene Ontology annotation, molecular function: serine-type endopeptidase activity. Gene Ontology annotation, biological process: proteolysis. The transcript has a single exon. Lineage: Eukaryota; Apicomplexa; Aconoidasida; Haemosporida; Plasmodiidae. The coding region runs from base 1 to 2607 and encodes 868 amino acids.